AUGAGUUCUUACAAUAAUGGUUUUAAUAGCUCAAAUAACUACGCUACGCAAAGUUAUGAUAAUAAAGGGAAUGAUAUGAAUCGUAUUAAUAAUAAUAUGUAUUUUAAUGAAGACCGAUAUUAUAACAAUAAUGCGUUAAUGUAUAAUAAUAAUAAUAAUAUGAAUAAUAACAAUAUGAAUAAUAAUAAUAAUAUGAAUAACUCUAAUUAUAAUAACAAUUAUUAUAAUGCAAAUUAUGGGAUGGUUAACCCAUACACAAAUAAUAUGGUAUCUGGAAAUUAUUAUAACAAUGAUAACCAAUAUAUAUUAAAUAAGAAAACAGCAAGGAUUUUAUAUAUCUAUAAUAUGGCAAAUGAAUAUAAAGAUGAAAAUUUUAUAUAUAGUUUAUGUUAUAUUUAUGGAGAUAUUGAAAGUGUAAAUUAUAUGAAAGGCAAAAAUUUAUUUAUUAUAAAAUUUGUGUCUACAGAUAGUGCUUUAAAUGCCUAUAAUUAUUUGCCAAGUUAUUUUAAUAAUGCUCAAUUUGAAUUAAGAAAUGAAUCGAAAAAAAUUAGUUAUUUUAACGAUAUGGUUAAUAGUAAUAAAUAUGUGUCUCCAAAUAUAACAGAAAAGAAAUUUUUAUCUUUAAGUGCUGAUAAAAGACAGGAAAUUAUGAAUAUUAAACAAAAGGAGUUAUUAAGAAAAUGUAAUGAUAAAUUAAAUGAAUAUAUAAACAUGUACAAUGAUAAAAAUACAAAUGAAGAAAAUAAACAAAAUUUGGAAACGUUAAUAAAACAUAUAAAAGCCAGAAUUGAAGUGUUAAAUAAUAAUCAAUGUGGAAAUGUAUAUAAUGGAAUAAAUGGUGGAGGUAGUGACAAUAUAAAUAAUAUGAACUAUGUAAAUGGUAUGAAUAAUAUGAAUAAUAUGGUCAAUAUAAAUUAUAAUAAUAAUGAUGGGUCCACUUAUAAUAAUUACAAUAACUUUACAAGAAACAAUCAUAAUAGUACUACUAUAAAAAUUAACUCAUUAAACAAUAUUAGAGAUAAUGAAGAAUUGAGCAAAUAUAUUAUAAGUAACAAUUCUAUUUUUUUAAAUGAGCAUAUAUCAUAUUUUUCUUUAUUUUCAUUUGGUGAGAAAUAUGCUAUUAUAAAAUAUAAUAAUGAAAACAUUGCAAAAAUUGUUUUUGAGAAUUGUAAUGUGUGUAAUAUUAAUGUAGAUUUUGUUCAGGAUGAUAAUGAUAAUGAUCAGUAUAACAACGGAGGAAUGAACUAG
This is a messenger RNA of Plasmodium gaboni, 1248 nucleotides long. RefSeq lists its product as hypothetical. The transcript has a single exon. The record is from RefSeq and is a predicted model, not a curated record. Gene Ontology annotation, molecular function: structural constituent of cytoskeleton; nucleic acid binding. Bases 1 to 1248 code for a protein of 415 amino acids. NCBI's taxonomy places the organism in Eukaryota, Apicomplexa, Aconoidasida, Haemosporida, Plasmodiidae.